Sclerotinia sclerotiorum 1980 UF-70 is the source of this 1035-nucleotide messenger RNA. RefSeq lists its product as hypothetical. The record is from RefSeq and is a predicted model, not a curated record. The transcript is spliced from 3 exons. Bases 1 to 1035 code for a protein of 344 amino acids. Gene Ontology annotation, molecular function: molybdenum ion binding; pyridoxal phosphate binding; catalytic activity. NCBI's taxonomy places the organism in Eukaryota, Fungi, Ascomycota, Leotiomycetes, Helotiales, Sclerotiniaceae.
AUGACCAUCAGUCAGCUUUAUAUAUACCCAAUAAAAUCUCUCCGAGGAUGUUCUCUACCCUCUGCAACCCUCACUAAAGAGGGCUUUUCUUACGAUCGAAAGUUUAUGCUUCUCAAAAUUCACGAUCAGGAUUCUAAAUUGGGUCGUUAUCAAAAUAUGCAUGUGCCUCAUCAUCCCGAAAUGGUCCUAUUCCAUACAUCCAUUAAAGAUUCAACUCUUUAUGUUACUUAUCAUUCACCUGACGCCGCCAAUUCUCCAAACGAGGAACGUCCAACAUUAGAAAUCGAACUUUCACCUUCUACCUUCUCCAAUCUUCAGCAAGUCAAGGUCGAUAUGCAUGGGAGCGCAACCACAGCUUAUGAUAUGGGAGCGAAGUACAAUGAAUGGUUUACCAAAUACUUUGGCUUUGAAGUUAUCCUCGCAUAUGCUGGCAAUAAUCGUCGACUCGUUCUUGGAAAUCUUCCUGGAAAACCAGCUACUGAAGGUCCAAUGAAUUUGACGCCCACCAAGAAACUCUUGCAAUACAUUCCUAUAAUCAAUUCAUUAAUUCCAAGUCAGGUUGAUGAAACAAUUGCCUUCAAUGACUGCGCACCUUACCUUGUCAUCACGGAAGCAUCAUGUGAUGAUGUGUCAAAUCGUCUACCAGGCGACACCAAAAUGGAUAUUACCAAGUUCCGCGCCAAUGUAAUUGUUUCUGGUUCCCCCUCCGCCUAUGAUGAAGACUACUGGGGUGGAUUGACAUUUGGUUCUGAUAAAGACAAAGAAAUUAUCCUGACAGCCAACUGUGGAAGAUGUGUAUCUUUAAAUGUCGACCAUGAAAAGGGAACUGGAGCACCCAAAGGAGAAGGAGUAUUGAAGUUAUUGAUGAAAGAUAGGAGAGUAGAUGAUGGUGUGAAGUAUAAUCCUAUUUUUGGAAGAUAUGGAUUUCUGGGUGGCGGGAGUGAGGGGAAGAUUUUGAGAGUUGGUGAUGAAGUGAGAGUUUCGAAGAGGAAUAAGGAAAGGACGAGAUUUUAUUGGCCUGGUAUUUCGACUUGA